UCCAGUUCUAUGCUUACUCUUUGGUCAUAUGGCACGUAUUGUACGAAUUUGAAGUUUGUGGUAUUUAUUUCGAAUGUAAAUAUAUUUUAAUACUUACUUUUCUUGGCCUCGUUUUAUUAUUUGUAGACGAUAUAUUGAAUACAAAAAACAUUUAUUCAGCAAAAUGUUAAAAGGUGGUGUGUAAAUAAAGUAACAAGCAAGGUACGGUUAUUAAACUGUACCAGUACCUGUCUGCGUACUACUUAUUGGUGCUCGUAAAUUGUUGAAAUAUUCAAGGUUGGUAGUGCAAGAUGGCAGAAGCGCACUCAGCCGUUGCGUUUUCCUUCGCGAUCACUCACGACGGAUGGGACGUGAACUUUGACCGCGAAGUACUCUACCUGGUCUGGGAGUCAGGAAUACGCUCGUGGAAGAAACGUCUAGCGCGUUUCAGAAACAGCGUCCAUAAUGGCGUGUACCCAGGUCACCUGCAGUCUCUGUAUGUGUUGUGGACACUGCUGGUUGCGGCGCACUUUGCCGGAUUUAGCAUACCGUUUGGAUUAGUACAAAAAACACUUACUAUAUUACCUAGCAACUCCACGAUGUGGCAGGUCAUCGCUUGUUUAUUGGCCGCUCUCACCAUGUGGCUUAGUGUGAUAUUUCUCAUGAGAUACCUUCUCAAACUGCUAUUAAUGUACAAGGGAUGGAUGUACGAAUCACGCGCUCCAGGCUCGAAGAUAUCUCUGAAAACAAUGUUGUGGAUAAGUGUUGUUAAAGUAUUAUCCGGGUGGAACAAACCCAAGUUGUACAGCUUUCAAGGAUCGCUGCCAAGACUCCCUCUGCCUGCUGUCAAAGAUACUAUGAGACGGUACCUGACUAGUGUUCGUCCCCUAUUGGACGACGAAAAUUAUAAGAGAGUAGAAGGAUUAGCUAAGGAAUUCGAAGAAACCAUUGCUGUGAAGCUACAGAGAUACCUUGUUCUAAAGUCAUGGUGGUCCAGCAACUACGUGUCCGACUGGUGGGAGGAGUAUGUCUACUUAAGAGGUCGUUCACCUCUGAUGGUCAACUCGAACUUCUAUGGGACAGACGCCAUUUUACUGAGACCCACCAACAUACAGGCUGCCCGUGCUGGCGUCAUCAUACACUUGUGCCUUAAGUUCAGGAGACUCAUCGACAGACAGGAACUUGAACCGAUCAUGCUACAAAACAUGGUGCCCCUUUGCUCGUGGCAAUACGAGAGGCUGUUCAACACAGUGCGCGUGCCAGGCAUCGAACGCGACAAGAUCGUUCACUACCAGGACUCGUCGCACAUCACCGUCUACCAUAAGGGAAGAUACUUCAAAGUGCUCGUAUACUCGAGGGGACGACUGCUGAAACCUUGUGAAAUUCAAGUACAAAUUCAACAAAUUCUUGACGACAAGUCGGAGCCUGUGGUGGGAGAGGAACGCGUGGCCGCUCUGACAGCAGGCGAACGCUCCCACUGGGCGCACAUUCGUCAGACUAUGUUCAACCGAGGACACAACCGUACCUCCCUGCACUGUAUCGAACGAGCUGCCUUCAAUGUAUGCCUUGAUGACUUUGAAUACGGAUACGAUGAAAAGGACUUAUCGAAAUUGGACGAGUUCGGCCGAGUUCUGCUGCACGGCAAAGCGCACGAUCGCUGGUUUGAUAAGUCAUUCAAUUUAUGCUUCAGCAAGAAUGGAUUUGUUGGUUUUAACUCAGAACACACAUGGGCUGACGCACCUGUUAUGGGUCAUCUUUGGGAAUAUGUGAUCUGGUGCGAAUUGGAAGUCGGAUACGGCCACGACGGUAACACACUCGGUACGGUUGACAUACCGCCUCCAGCUCCCAUACGCUUACAAUGGGACCUCGGACACGAAGAUCUUCUAAAGGCCAUUGACGUUUCAUACAGCAUCGCCCAAAAGCUUAUGAAUGACGUUGACCUCAGAAUACUGAUGUACACCAAAUAUGGGAAAGGUUUCAUGAAGAGCUGUCGGAUUUCUCCCGAUGCCUUCAUCCAGUUGAUUCUCCAGCUUUCGUAUUACCGCGACGCCGGUCGGUUCUGCUUGACUUACGAAGCGUCUAUGACGCGUUUGUUCCGCGAGGGCCGCACUGAAACCGUGCGAUCUUGUACCAACGAAAGCUCAGCGUGGGUCAAAUCUAUGGAAAACCCUAAUGCCACGAUUCAAGAGCGAAUGGAUUUGUUCGUGAAAGCCAGUCACCGUCACCAGUUGGGGUACCAGGACGCCAUGGCCGGGAGAGGCAUAGACCGUCACCUCUUCUGUUUGUACGUCGUCUCUAAGUACCUCGAAUUAGAGUCGCCUUUCCUACAAGAGGUGUUCAACGAGCCUUGGAGACUGUCGACUAGCCAGACCCCUCACGGUCAAACCUCAAUGUUGGAUCUAAAGAAACACCCGAAGUGCGUGAGCGCCGGCGGUGGCUUCGGACCUGUGGCUGAUGACGGCUACGGAGUGUCCUACAUUAUCGUCGGAGAAGACCUCUUGUUUUUCCACGUCUCCAGCAAAAAGAGUUGCCCAAUCACGAGCUCUUCGAACUUCGUGAAACAAAUCGAGAGGUCUCUGAAAGACGUGCAAGACCUAUUCAAUGAUUACAAAAAACUGAAAAAUGGGGUCAAGAAUAACAAGUAGAUCAAUCUUAUGACAUGCUCUUUGUAUUGUUUUAGUUUUGUUGUUGUUGUAAUGUGUAGUUUAUAAUUUUAUUUUUAAUAAGUUGACACUCAAAUCAAACAGAAGUAUUCUUCAUAAUAAAUCUUUGUGUACAAUAUUUUUUAAUAUCCAAAAAUGUAUCUCCUCUCACUGGGAGGUAGUAUUCAAUAUUAAUUGUUAUUUAUAAUAGUGAAAUAUGAAAUAUUUAUACAAAUUGUCUGGUGCUGCACACUUGAGAGUUGAAAUGCUUUUCUUUUUUGAAUAGAGUUUAUAUUAUAUUAAUUUAACAGUAAUGCUGCUUUUGAAUAUUUUUUUGAUAAGUUUAAGUUUAUUUUAGGUAAAAGUGUGUUAGUUGUACAAAUUGGGGACGUCGGACAGCGAGUUAGAAACUCGCAAACCAUAAGAUUGUAUGAAUAUUAAGUAAUACUAUAGAAACUCACUGAAGGCACACAAUAAGUACCUGUAGUUUUGGUGCCCAGGUGAAUACUGUGGGGGCUCUUAGUGAUAGUGUCAAUAAUGUCGUGUUAUACGCGUAAACUGACUGCUUACGAAUGUUUAUAGUGUUGCGAUCCCGCAGUUUUUGAUACUAAAAUUAUCCUAACCCCUCAAAAUUAAAGUCGUCGAUACUGAUAACUAAAUAUAUAUUUACCAUUAUAUUGAUUUCCUAGAAUAAGGGGUUGAAGAUAAUGCACAAGAUACCUUCAUGUUUUUAGAUUUAUCAAUUAUAACCCAACUUUGUCAAUUGUAUUUUUUUUGCCCUACGAAUAUAUAGUCUAAUUAAUCAAUCAAUCAAAUACUGACGUGUACUUGUAUUAUCCAUUGAAUAUAAGACAUGUGUUUUGAAUUUAUUUACUUUUUUCUAUUAAGAAUGUAUCUGUAGAUUAUGCUCUUAACAAUUGUAUAAGUGAAAAUGUUAAACAAUGAUCAAAUUUUUUUAAUAUUUACUAUGUACAUACCUACAUCACGGUUGCUUUUAAAUGCAUUUUAUUUAUUAUCUAGAUUUAAUUAUGUACAUGAGUGACAGGAAUACAAUUACCGAUUUGUCAACCACCCAGAAGCAAUGUUUGUACUCUGAAGCACGUUCUGCAUGUCAAUAAAAUUAUUAGAAAAUAAGGGGUUUAUGUAACACAUUAUGUAUAUAAAUGACUUAUCAGUAACAUCUUUCACGUGCCUUUUGAUAUUAUGGUACAAAAAACGAGGGGAUUGCAAUUAUAUCAUGUAUAUUUUAUAGAUAAAUCUACAAUGCAAACUUGGUCCUCUUUAUUUUAAAUUAACCUAAUAUUAACCACAUUUAAAUAAGCUACUUACAAAUCUUUAUCGAAUUAUUGUAAAUAAAGAUUGAAUAUUGAAA
Messenger RNA from Helicoverpa zea (corn earworm), 3993 nucleotides. It is a transcript of the gene whd, whose product is annotated as carnitine O-palmitoyltransferase 1, liver isoform. NCBI's taxonomy places the organism in Eukaryota, Metazoa, Arthropoda, Insecta, Lepidoptera, Noctuidae. Bases 291 to 2624 code for a protein of 777 amino acids. Gene Ontology annotation, molecular function: carnitine O-palmitoyltransferase activity. The transcript has 16 exons. The record is from RefSeq and is a predicted model, not a curated record. Gene Ontology annotation, cellular component: mitochondrion. Gene Ontology annotation, biological process: carnitine metabolic process; fatty acid metabolic process.